Rubroshorea leprosula is the source of this 1239-nucleotide messenger RNA. The record is from the annotation of a GenBank genome assembly. NCBI's taxonomy places the organism in Eukaryota, Viridiplantae, Streptophyta, Magnoliopsida, Malvales, Dipterocarpaceae.
CUUAUCCUAAAAAACUUGCCUUUCAAUACCUUGAAGACCUCCGAAAUGAAUUUGAGCGUGUCAAUGCAACCCAAAUAGAAACAGCAGCCAGACCUUAUGCCUUCAUUAAAUUUGAUACAUUCAUUCAAAAAACCAAGAAAUUGUAUCAGGACACGCGUACUCAACGGAAUAUAGCAAAGUUAAAUGAUGAACUCUAUGAAGUCCACCAAAUAAUGACUCGAAAUGUACAAGAAGUUCUUGGUGUUGGUGAAAAGUUGGACCAGGUUAGUCAAAUGUCCAGCCGGUUAACAUCAGAAUCUCGCAUAUAUGCUGACAAAGCAAAGGAUCUAAAUCAGCAGGUCAGUUUCUCUAAGAAGUUGAUGCUGUGUGGUAGUCUUUUUCUUGUUAAUGGGGUGGCAGCUGGGCAGGUAGAGAAGCUGAAAGUAUAUGAAUGCAAGGUUUAUUUGAGGAAGCACCGAUUGCAAUUAAGUGGAAACAAAGAUGUGCUUAUUCAGCGUAUAAAGGAGCAUCUAGAUGUUGAGAAACACCAAGAACAAAAGGAGAUAGAUUUGUCAGAGCUCAAUGAGAAAAUUUAUGAAACAGUUGAAAAGAUUAUAAAAGGUAGAGAAGCUGAAAGCAGAUCAAUGCAAGGUUUAUUUGAGGAAGCACCGAUUGCGAUUAAGUGGAAAGAAAGAUGUGCUUAUUCGGCGUAUAAAGGAGCAUCUAGAGAUUUUAAAUGUUGGAGGUGAGAAGAAGUAUCCAGUAUCCAGCUUUGUGUUGAACUGUAAAGAGGUUAGUCAAAUGUCCAGCCGGUUAACAUCAGAAUCUCGCAUAUAUGCUGACAAAGCAAAGGAUCUAAAUCGGCAGGCUUUAAUCCGGAAGUGGGCACCUGUGGCUAUUGUGCUAGGAGUCGUCUUCCUUCUCUUCUGGGUCAAAACAAAAUUCUGGUGAUCAUUUAACUAUCUUCUGGUGGUUCCCAGAACUUAGUUGCAUACUUUAUGGGGUUCAUCCGUGCUGCUUUUCUACCCUGUAUUGGUGGCAAGGUUGCCAGGAUUCUGAGACCUUCACAUCAAAGUAAACGCUGCCUUUUGGCAAUCAAUCUUGUUAACUCAUAGAGACAAUAUUUACCAUCUGCAAUUAUGGAAGAGAGACUCCCCUUACUGGGAUUAUUCUUUCUAUAUGUAAAACUAGAAACACCAUAGCUAAUAGCGUUAUAUUGAUUGAGAGCCUCUCAUAAUAUCAAUCUUUAAGCAUUUUCUC